AUGUCAAAUGAAGAAGGUAGAUUAUUAAAUCCUGGGGUACCACUUGUCACUUUACUUCCAAAUAAUGGACAUUUAAAGGAAAAUUCGAUUAUUGAGAUAUUUGGAAAAAUUGAUAAAGAAUCAACUGAAUGUAGGUUUAAUGUUGAUUUAUGUACUGGAUUGGCAUAUGAUGGAAAAAAAUGUGAUAACAAAGCUUUACAUUUUAAUCCUAGAUUUGAUCCAAAAAAAAUUUUUGUCAAGUGUGAUAAUGAUAUUGUUUUGAAUAGUUUAAUAAAUAAUAUUUGGGGAACAGAAAAAAGAAUAGAAAAUUGUUUUUGUAAUGAUAAACAAUUUACUUUGACAAUUAAAACUUUAAAAACACAUUAUGAAAUAAAACAUAAUGGUAGUCAUAUUGUUGAUUUUAUGCAUAGAAUACCACCUGAAGAGGUAAAAGUUUUAUAUAUUAAUGGAAAAAUUAAAAUAUUUUCCAUAAAAUUUGAAAAUAUUGGUGUUAGUGGGGAUGAAAAAAAUGAAAAGGAUUCUACUGUAACAAAUUGUGAAUAUGAAGAAUUAUCAAAACCAAAAGUUCCAUUUAAUUAUAAUUUAAGUUGUCGUCAUAUAGUACCACCCAAAGAGAUAUUUAUAACAUGUUACCCAAAAAUAAAUGGUGCUGAAAAAUUUGUAAUAAAUUUAAUGAAAGGUGAAGAAUUUGUUUUUCAUUUUCGUGUAGAUUUACCUAAUGAAAAAAAUCAUACACAAGCAGCUGUUGUUCGAAAUUCAACACAUAAUGGUAAAUGGCAAAUUGAAGAAAGAAAUAUACCAAAUUUUCCUUUUAAAAGAGGAACAACAAAUGAUAUAAAAUUUUUAUUAAAAAGUAAAUCAAUUAGUGUUCAAAUUGAUGGUUCACAUUUUGCUAAUUUUUUCCUUAGAAAUGGAGAUCGAAUUGAAGAUGUUGAUGUUAUUACUGUUAAGGGAGAUCUUGUUGUUAAUCGUUUUAUUAUAAGAUAA
Messenger RNA from Strongyloides ratti, 987 nucleotides. Its product is annotated as Galectin, carbohydrate recognition domain and Concanavalin A-like lectin/glucanases superfamily domain and Concanavalin A-like lectin/glucanase, subgroup domain-containing protein. Gene Ontology annotation, molecular function: galactoside binding; carbohydrate binding. NCBI's taxonomy places the organism in Eukaryota, Metazoa, Nematoda, Chromadorea, Rhabditida, Strongyloididae. The record is from RefSeq and is a predicted model, not a curated record. The transcript has a single exon. Bases 1 to 987 code for a protein of 328 amino acids.